Molecule: messenger RNA, 1497 nt
Organism: Botrytis fragariae
Lineage: Eukaryota; Fungi; Ascomycota; Leotiomycetes; Helotiales; Sclerotiniaceae
Product: putative succinate-semialdehyde dehydrogenase protein
Exons: 9
Coding region: 1-1497 (498 amino acids)
Molecular function (GO): succinate-semialdehyde dehydrogenase (NAD+) activity
Source: RefSeq, a predicted model, not a curated record
AUGAGUUCAAACAAACUUCCAUUCGACCUCAAAAAUGCAUCACUUUUCCACGACAAAUCUUAUGUUAAUGGAGAAUGGGUGGAAGCUAAAUCUGGCAAACGCUUCGAUGUCUUAGAUCCUGGGACCGGUCAAACAUGGGCCACAGCACCCGAUAAUGAUGCGUCCGACGUAGAUGCAGCCGUUCAAGCCGCUCACACAGCAUUUCAAUCUUUCAAGAAAGUUAAUCCCAGAACACGUGCUCAGUGGCUUUUGAAAUGGGACUCUUUGAUCAGAGAGAACAAGGAGGAUUUGGCGAAGAUUGUUACUUACGAGACGGGAAAGCCAACCGCGGAGAGCUUGGGAGAGAUUGAUUAUGCGUUGGGUUUUACGUGGUGGUUUGCUGGGGAGGCGGAGAGAAUUUCGGGGACGAUUCAGACACCAGCAGCACCGGGUAGGAGAGUCUUCACUGUGAAGCAACCAGUCGGUGUAGCUGCCGCACUAGUCCCAUGGAAUUUUCCAAUUGCAAUGAUCCUGCGAAAGGCUGGAGCAGCAUUUGCGGCAGGUUGCUGUAUGGUAGCAAAACCAUCACCAGAAACACCACUUUCGGUGUUAUCCUUGGCUUUCCUUGCCGAGCAAGCAGGAUUUCCAAAAGGUGUAUUUAGUGUUUUGACCACGAGUUUGGAUAACACACCUCCAUUAAGUGAGGCACUGUGUCGUCAUCCAUUGAUCAAGAAGGUUACAUUCACUGGUUCUACACGAGUUGGCAAACUCGUUGCAAAGUUGUGCUCCGAUGGAUUAAAGAAAGUUACUUUGGAACUAGGAGGCAAUUGUCCUUUCUUGAUAUUCGAUGAUGCAGAUUUGAACCAGGCUGCUGAUGCUCUCAUGGUCCUCAAAUGGCGACAUGCUGGUCAAGCUUGUAUAACGGCCAAUCGCGUUUAUGUACAAUCUGGUGUUUACGAUUCAUUUGCUUCUCUCAUCAAAGAAAAAACUUCCAAACUCAAAAUUGGCCACGGAGCCAAAGAGGGAACUACAAUCGGUCCUCUCACCACUCCUCGAAGUAUCGACAAAGCAGAAAACCAAGUCGAAGAUGCCAAGAAGCAUGGUGGAAAAGUUGUACUCGGAGGAAGUAAAGUAAAGGACACUACCGGGUAUUUCUUUGAGCCGACUAUCAUCUUGGGUGCAAAGAAGGAGAUGUUGAUCACGGAGGAGGAAACUUUCGCGCCAGUGUUAGCAUUGUAUUCUUUCGAUACGGAGGAUGAGGCUGUGGACGCGGCAAACAACACUAGUAUGGGCCUAGCAUCCUACUUCUUCACCAAGAACAUCGAUCGUACAUGGCGACUUCUUGAGAACCUAGAGGCUGGUAUGAUUGGUAUGAAUACUGGUAAUGCAUCAGCAGCCGAAUCACCAUUCGGAGGAAUCAAAGAAUCGGGGUAUGGAAAGGAAUCUGGGAAAGAUGUCGCGGUCAAUGAGUACCUUAUUACAAAAACGGGUACGAUGACCAUUGAUGGACAUUAUUAG